Messenger RNA from Pseudogymnoascus verrucosus, 1587 nucleotides. RefSeq lists its product as uncharacterized. The record is from RefSeq and is a predicted model, not a curated record. Bases 384 to 1367 code for a protein of 327 amino acids. The transcript is spliced from 2 exons. Gene Ontology annotation, cellular component: Smc5-Smc6 complex; nucleus. Gene Ontology annotation, biological process: double-strand break repair via homologous recombination; DNA damage tolerance. Gene Ontology annotation, molecular function: ubiquitin-protein transferase activity. Lineage: Eukaryota; Fungi; Ascomycota; Leotiomycetes; Thelebolales; Thelebolaceae.
CAGGAGCUUUAGCUCAGUGGUUAACAAUCCCUCGUGGCGCAAUGGCUAGCGCGUUCGACUGUUAAAUAGUGAUUCUACUUGCAAUCGAGAGGUUGGUGGUUCGACCCCACCCGAGGGAGUUUAUCUUUUUGCUUCUUUUUACAUUUUAAUGAGAGUUGUUGACGAGGCGGUUGAGGCGUGAAAUACCAGAGUUUACCUCUCUGUGUGGUGGUGUUCUAUAUUUUUGGUCGCGUACCUGAGCGAAGUCGCGUAUUCCCCAGAUAAGGCUGAUAAGGCGGGGAGAGAGUCAACACCACAUUUGUUGGAUACAUUUCCCUUUUGUCCCAAGCCUACCAUAGUUGAAGUUACGGCUCAGCUGUAAUUUCACGUCCCAGAUAUCACACAUGUCGGCCGGGCAGUACGAUGACAGUAAUCGCGCCUUUCUCCAAGCCUUCAUGGCAAGAGGCACCCUGACGUUCAAGGAAGCGCGGCCCCUCCUCGCCGCCAUAUUCUCUGUGAAAGAUGGCGAAACUGUUCGCCCCGAUGAAGUCACCAUGGCAGAUUUCGAAUCUUACGUCCACGCCGCCUCCGACGCCUUGUCACCCUUCGACUACGAGAUUCGCUCCACACUACACCAGGUCUCGAAGGAGCGCAUAUGGGCCCUCGUGAACAGCACCAGCGACGCCCUGACGCAAAUGGCAACAGUGAGAACGGCAGACGAGAUCGCAUUUAUCAAGCGGGUAUUAGACGCCAUGUUCGAGACGUACAAUACCGAGCGCCAGGAAGUCAUGGCGAUUACGAGCAUGCAGGCCAUGAAAGUCGCGAAAGCGGAUGAGAGGAGGAUGCGGCAGAGCACCGGAGCCGGCGAGGAGAGCCAGAGUGCGGAUAAGGGACUCACGCACGGGCAGGCCGAGAAGUUGAUGCUGAGUUUGGUGGAUGAGGGGUGGUUUGAGCGUAGCAAGGAGGGGUGGUAUACGCUUUCUCCGCGGGCGCUGAUGGAGCUCAAGUCCUGGCUUGCGGCGACUUAUAAUGAUCCUGAUGCGGAGGCGGGAGAGUGGCAGCAUAUCAAGAACUGUGAAGCGUGCAAGGGUAUUGUGACGAUGGGACAGAGGUGCUCGGAGGUAUCGUGUACUGUGCGCCUUCAUGAGGGUUGCUUGGGUCCGUUUUGGAGAACGAGGAGGGAGGAGAAGUGCCCUAAGUGCAAGACACCGUGGAAGGGGCUGUGGGUUGGGGAGAAGGCUGUGACAACGACGGAAGCAUAUAAUCGGGGUAGGAGAAUUAGUGGUGGAGGAAACAGGAGGCCAGCGCAAGAGGAUGAGGAGGAAGAGGAAGAAGGGGAGAACGGAGCAGAGGAGGGGGAGAAGGACGACGACGAGGAUGAAGUCUGAGAGACGAUAUGUGAAUAUUACGAAUGGCUGGCGUUAGGAAUUAAGGGCAUGCGGGUCCAGGUGGCGUUGGGGCUGGAAUUUGCCUUCUCAAGUGAUAUUACUCAAUACCAAAAGAUCUCCAAAAGCUGGAAAUUUAUACAUAUACGGGGGCUAGUUGGCGACUAUCAAUCCACUGCUCUGAGAAUCAGACUAUACAAAUCAAAUUGGUAUAUUGAUCGAC